Molecule: messenger RNA, 1755 nt
Organism: Mesorhabditis spiculigera
Lineage: Eukaryota; Metazoa; Nematoda; Chromadorea; Rhabditida; Rhabditidae
Source: the annotation of a GenBank genome assembly
AUGUUUAUGUGUACAUUUUAUGUAUCAUUAGGAACAAUAUCACUACCACUGAAUUUUCUGAAUAUAUUUGCAUACAGCCGUCGUCAGAUUAGAUCAAAAUAUACGUACCUAAUUUUCUACGAAUGCUUUGAGGUUUUUGAUAGUUUAAGUUUGCUUCUGACGGUGCUGUACAAAAAGCUGUUUUCCGGGAAGACAAAGUUGUCCUUCGUACUUUUUGUGGUUUUGGCGGGACUGACUUCCCUGCUUUUCGCGGCCUUAUCGGCUCGGGGUGAUGAUACUAUUAAUACGACCCGUCAUUGCUCUGUUAUAAACUCGACGAGUAAAGUCUACUCUACCUGGCAUUACACAUUCCUCAUCUGCGGCUACAUAAUCUCAUUCGGCUCGCUGACGAUGAUUUAUUGCAUUUCAGCGGUUCAGGGCCAGAAGAGUCGCAGCUCGCGGGAUCAGAGGUUUUUGAUAAUGUUGCUGGUGUGUGGGAUAUCCGUCGGUUUCGUGGCCGCGCCAUCUGUAGUACUGGUUGGCAUCAGGUGGAACUUCUGGGAAGUCAGUGAUGUGCUGGUGGCGAUUGUCACCGGAAUGCCCGGUUUUAUGACAAUGAUAAAUAUGGGCAUCAACCUGAGAUACCGACAAGACUUCCGCGACUCAUUUCUGAAGAUAUUCAACAAAAACCACAAAAUGCACAGCGAGCUGAGCCGACGCACCGUCACGCAAGCCUUGAAUGUGGUGAUCGCCGCCGAACUUACCGAGACGACCGUCUGCACGGUGAAGCCGAUCCUCUAUGCGCCGUAUUUUGCCCUGAAACCUUUGAGCGGAUUUCGUCUCAGCUACCUUCAGCUGCAUGUGCUCGUGAGCCUUUACGGGACCUUCUUGGUGCACUCCAUUGCCUCCGUGGUAUACAACGGGGUGCUGAAGACGGCGCAGGCGUCGCAGAAGCACCGGAUUUUGCAUGCCGUAGCCAAGCGCUACCUGCUCUCGUGUUAUAUUAUUGUGAUGAUUGGCGGCUGGGGCAGUAUUUGGUUGGCGUAUACGUUUCGGUUUAUCGUUGAUGAUGGCGUUCAGAUUUGCAUGCUCGAUUUUCACGUCUGCGGUGUCGAAGGUGCCUACUUUCUGCCGCAAGGAACCGAAUUUCGGUCCCUGGUUCGAAUCGCGCUGGUCGUUGUCAUCAAGAUCACACCGCUCAGCAAGGAAUAUAAAGUGGCCCAAUCGAAUUUGAUGAUUGCCGCAGAACUAGCCGAUACCACUCUUUGCCUAUUAAAACCCAUCAUCUACGCGCCGUCUCCGGCCGUCAAAGUUCUUGGCCUAGAUUUUAGCCUUUUUCAGCUUCACAUAAUGGCGAGUGUCUACGGCACCUUUCUGGUGCACUCGUUUUGCGCGCUGAUGUACAUCGGGGUGUUGAAGGCGGGGAGCGCUACCCAGAAAAAUCGCCUGGUUCAUUCCGCCGCAAAGUAUUACAUCUUGUUUGUCUACGUUUCGGUUCUGAUUGGUGGUCAUGCAUUUGUUUGGAAAGUGUACUGGCUCGGGCUUUUGAUCAACGACCCGGAAAAGAUCUGUCGGAUCGACACUGCUUUAUGUGGUAUCGAAAAUCUCGUAGUUUUCCGACAAUUUGAUCAAAUGCAGCCGUAUAUCUGGCUGUGUGCCACUGUGGAAAGCGAUAUUCCGAUACCUGCAACGAAUAUUUUGGAGGUUCACCACCCGCUGUCGCGCUCGCUUUGGAGAUGUGACGCCAAUUAUAAUCCCGGAGCGACCCACUGCACU